CGGUUAAUCUCAUAUUGGAAGUACUUCAUCUCUUUUGAGGUGAUUAUAACAAGCCCCACAGUAUGCAAUGGGCCUUACUCCCUGGAUGAUGUGCAUAUACGUGUUUACUUACUUACUUACACCCACUUAUAUAUAAUGCAAGAAAUACAAUUAGACCAUUUCGCUUUUUUGUUGGCAUAUAAAGGGCAGGGAUAAAUACACAAAGCCCCUGACGAAAUUUAUUUUGUUUCUAUGUGCCAAAGCACUUGUGAAGUUGGGCAUUUUAUGAUGUUAGCUGCUCUGAGCCCAGCCUUGGCCAGGGAGGGCGGGAUACAAAUAAAAAUGUAUUAUUAUUAUUUUGAUUGUUACUCCCAUUUUACAGGUGGGAGUGCGGAAGCAGCCACAUGUACCUCAAAAGCCAAUAACAUUCAGGAGAUUUUUUUCAGCUAUCACAUUUCCCUAAUCUCAGCCCAAAAGGCAAUGUUUGCUCCUCCAAUCGACUCGUACAACCACCCCCGUUUCGCAAGAGCGGCCUAGCAACUCUCAGGCCGCCUAACCAAAAACAAAAUGGCGGCCCCUACGGAAGCUUCGGCAAGCCACUGCCCUUCUUCCGCAACGACGAAACGGGAGAAGGGAGGGGAGGAGAGAGCGCGUGCGCCAUCCUUCCCUCCGCGAGCACGCCCACUCGGCCCCGCCCCUUCUCCCCCAUUCCCGCCGUCGUGAUUCGCCGAGAAGAUCGCGGCGGCUGGGUCUGCGAUUGGACGGAGUUGGCGCGAACCCGUCUCGCGCGCCACUGCCGUUCUGAAGUGAAUUGUGAAGGGGGGGGGGGAAAGGAGGAGAACUACGACGACUCAGGAAACAAUAGAGGAGCGCUCAGCAGCCCAGCGCAGGUAGCACGAGGCGCCUAGUGAAGGGCGGGCUGAGUUCUAAGGUAAACUAGGAAGGCCGCGACGUCGCCGGCGCUCCCGAAGAGAGUCGGAAUCAUGGCGGAUAAAGAAGGUGAGCGGAGCGGGCGCUGCUGAGGCGGGAGACUCGACUAGGCCUCACUCCCCCCCUUCCCCCUCCCUUUCCGGCCUCUGCGCGGGCCCUGGCAGAAAAGCGCCUCGUCCAAUCCCCGCGCCUGCUUUCUCGGCCCUGCCCCCUUUCCCUGGGAGCCGCCCAAUGGGGCGCUCCUCCCUCCUUUCCUGGCACCUUCCCUCCCACCCCCUCCUCUUCCCUCGCCUCCUUCGUGGUUCUCGGGUUCUUUGCGUGGAGCUGCUUUGUAAUGAGGCGGGGAGGGCUGCAGGAUGGCUCAGGUGGGCUUUUCGCAAGGGCGGCUCGCCGGCCUCUCAACCCCCCUCCCCCCAUGGGCCUCGAACAAACUGCGGCGAUUCCGCCGGCGGCGCUUCUCCAGCCGGGGAGGGAGACGCUCGCGAGGAGGAGGAGGAGGAGGAGGAGGAGGAGAAUUGGGGCGCGGGAGGGGUCCCACCGCCUCGUAGAUUUCUGCUUCUGGGGGGGGGGUGUUAUGUAGCAUCAUGUGUAGAAUGUUCCUUUUUCUACACGGGGCACAGGGCUGCGUACAUGGCUUCCUUCCCCUCUCCUCUUCCCCCGCCCCCGCUUUAGAUUCUCAGCAACCUGUGAGGUACAUUAGGUUGGCGGGAGGGGCGGGGGCGAGAGUGUGUCUUAAAGGCACAGGGCCCUAGAAAAGAAAGAGAACGAUGCCAUUUCUUUUCACACUUUCUCUUUGUGUUCCAAACAACCUAGAUGGGUUGUUCUGUUAUUAAGAAGUGCUCUUCUUUAGAGAAGGGAGUGGGCAGAUUUCCACGUGGCUGAUUUUUUGUUUUUUAAACUAGAACUCUGAGAUACACCUGAAGCCAGAUUCAGGCUAGUGUCUAGGGGGAAAGAGGCACAAUGCACAGUUAAAUAAGAGCAUGCAUAAUCCAGGGAUUCGUUUUCAGUAACAGAAGUUAAGCUUGCAUCCUUCAGCAAGCCACUGCCUAUCCAAGCCCCCAACUUUUUUUGUAUAAUAGUGCCAUUCAGAUUUUGAGAGUGAGAAGUGCUUGCUGCAAAUUGUCCAGAGGUCACUCCUCUACUUUCUUUUUAGCCUUGUUUUAGCAGUGUUCAAAGUACCUCAGUUCUGUUACCUAAGUAAUCAGUACAAAAGCCCUGUAAAGUAGAUCUUGCUCCUCUUGCAGAUGGGAGGUUGAGAAUACAGUAAUUUGUCUAAAGCCAUCAAUUGACUUAAUGAUAUUAUGAAUGAACUUUGUGUGGAGAUGCUUCCCAAUGUGUUGGCAUCAGUGUUUCUAGAGACACAAUGGUGUGCACCAUUGAGGGGUGCAAACCUGUGCAGUGUGUAUGGAGGUCCUGGGCUGCCCAGAGGUCAAGAUCCCUGUCCUGGCCUUGCCGAUGUGGUCCAAAGGAAAUCCGAGCAAUAUGUUUGGCAUCAACUUGGCUGCAGGAGUUGCCAGAAAGAGGUGUACAACUUACAGUUCAGCAGUCUUACAGCCACGUCGUAGGAGUUAUCUCUUAGCUGCAUAUUACAAGUUGGGGCUGAUAAAUGCUGCUGAGAGAAUUCCUGCCUAAUUUUGAAUCACAGAUUUCCUAUCUGAGGUCUUACAUAACUGCUGCUUUGCAAUAGAAUUUAACUUCUUGUUGCUGUUCAGAUGUUAGUUUGAGAAAAACUAAAGCACAGUAGAAUAGUAGCUCUGAUGCUCUUUAGGAGAAAGCUUUUUUUCUAUCCUGUUUGAAGGAAAGCGAAUGCAGCAUUGCAUGAGUUUACUUGUAAACUAUGUUAUGAUGCAACUGACAAACAUGACUUACUUAGUGAAAAUGAUUCCUGCUGGCAUAGAAAAACAAUACCAUGUUUAACAGUGCAUGAUUAUGUAGAAGUAAGUUUGAUUGUGCCUAAUGGGACUUAUUCCCAAGGAAGUAAGCAUAAGGUUGCAGCCAUGGGUGAUCUUUCUGGCCUGCUAUGCUCCCUCAGUGAUUAAUCAGGGUGACACAGUUUGGGGCAUGGAAGAAAUUCCUGAGUACAGAAGAUAUGAAUCUCUUCCUCUCUAUCCUAAAUUAUAAAUAUAUUUUGCUGGAGAGCUAUGGUAUGUGCCCAUAAGGUUUUUAGGUUUAUUUGCCAGCAUUAAUUAAUGCAUUCUUUUCUUAUAAUUAUCAGCUGCCUUUGAUGAUGCUGUGGAGGAGCGAGUGAUCAAUGAAGAAUAUAAAAUCUGGAAAAAGAACACUCCAUUUCUCUAUGAUCUUGUAAUGACCCAUGCUUUGGAAUGGCCCAGCUUGACUGCACAAUGGCUUCCUGAUGUAACCAGGUAACACACAUGACUGCAGCAUAAACACUCAUUUAGUUGAUUAAGGCCUAUGCAACAUAGAGGCUUACUUUUGAGUAAACAUCCAUAGGACUAUGCCUGCAUUUCUUUUGUAUAUGAACAAGUUUGUUAAACUAAGUAAGGGCCAGUUUGUGCACACCAACAUUAAAUCAGGAAAUUUAUAACUGUAGCUUCUUGCCUUGUUCAAAAUAAGAAACUGGUUAACAGCUCUGGAACAAGCCAUAAUAUUAUAUCAACUUCAAACCCUGGUUUAGUAUACUGGCUUCUGAAGCUGGAAACUAUAGUUAAUCGGAUGUACUUGUUUAGUUGUGGCAGAGGGAGGAGCAAAGAAGUUGAGCAUUUCUGACUGAUAAACAGAUGCAUGAUGGAAUGUAACUCUAUUGUAACUCUAAUUGCUACAUUGUUUUCCUGCUUGUAAUGUUUCAUAUUGUUGGGUAAGGAAAACCAGCUACUCUAGUAACAGUUUCUGUAGUAGUAGUAAAGGAAAUUCACAUUGACUCUAUUGGUGUUCCUAACAUUCAUGCCAGUGACCCUAAUGAGGAGUCAGUCCAAAUAAACAAACACCCUUUGACCUCAUUGUUCCAUUGUUCUUUUAUGGCAUUGUAGACCUGAAGGCAAAGACUUCAGUAUUCACCGGCUAGUUCUUGGGACCCAUACCUCUGAUGAACAAAAUCACCUUGUGAUAGCCAGCGUGCAGCUCCCUAAUGAUGAUGCACAGUUUGAUGCCUCACACUAUGAUAGUGAGAAGGGAGGUAAGAGAACAAAAUGGGAAAGAAGAGUGGGUUUCUUCCUGAAUCUUCCUGAUGUUUUAUCUUAUUAGGUUAACAAGGCACAGAUCUUGGAGAGGACUGUUGGUGUUAAGCUAAGAUAAAAAACUAAACUAAUAAAUGGCCCAGUGACACUUUGGUUUCCAGGAUGUAUUUUCUGUCCAGAAAAUUGGAUAUACAUUAAACAGUGCAACUUAGUAGAUGAAGUACUUGUCUGAAAUUGAAGUCCUGCUGUUACAGGAAUUAUGUUUCAACAUCUGGUUGAUUAGCAAUAUGUUGGCUUACUGCUGUCUUGAACUUUUUUGCUUAAUGGGUGAUAAAACAUGUUACAGAGUGUUAAUAUGAUAUGUCAGCAGUGUUGUACCUAUUUAAAUAUAUCUUGAUUGAUAAAUAAAGCUUUCUAAAAUCAUAUUGCUUAAAGAUACUUUGGGAUAUUGUUUUCCAAAUGUAAACAAAGACAUACUGUAUUCAAAAAUUACCUUUUUUUAGUUCCAUAAUGUCCAUAUGGCAUAGAUUUUUGGUUUUAAUUGGUUUAUUUUCUAGUAUGAAUGACUUGAAACAUGUAUCUAUUAUAGAAAUGCCUUCUUUAUUUUCAGAGUUUGGAGGAUUUGGCUCUGUUAGUGGGAAAAUUGAAAUUGAAAUAAAAAUUAACCAUGAAGGAGAAGUGAAUAGAGCACGCUACAUGCCCCAGAAUCCUUGCAUUAUUGCCACAAAGACUCCAUCCAGUGAUGUACUUGUGUUUGAUUAUACCAAGCAUCCAUCUAAACCAGGUAUUUGUCUGUUGUCAUAUCUGAACCUUGCUCCUUUUAUAUAUGUACUUUAGGGAUAAAAUAAAUUGAUAGGCCUUGUUGAUUCCAAGUAUUGUAUUGAGGAGAUUAUUUUUAAAGUGUGGAAAGCUGCUUCUUUUCUCAUUUGUUGUAUAUUAAUGUAUGCUUUGUUUACUGCCAUUUAAUUUCGUUUUAUUGGUUGAAUCUAGGCUAGGAAUGUAUAGCAGGAAAAUUAAUAAUGAGACUGCUCUUUAGUUGUUCACCACAGUUGCGGUCCCAGAACUGCCUCAGAAAGCAAGACACUUUCAAGUGAGGCUAUACUAAUCUGAUUUCAUGCUGGAACAGAAUAUAAGAGUCAUGUUUUCAGAUAAUUUAUUAAGAUUUGUGAUGGACAAGCAUAGUUUGAAAAACCUGAAAGCAGAACGAAGAAAAGGUUUAAUUAGGAAAAACAGUAUAAGUUCAGACAAAUAGAAUUAACAUAGACUGCUGAAAUCUGCGACGGGGGGUGAAUUUUAAGUGACAUCUUGUAUUGUCCAACUAAAUCAGGGUGAAUAAUUUUUUAGCUCCAAUUUGACAUGUGGGCAGGGUGCCCACCUGUCAAUAAGCAGCUUUGCAAGGCUUCCACCUCUCCUUUUUUAAACUCCCAGUCUCAGAACUUUAAAAGGAGUGUUGGAAAGGCCUGUAGGGGUUAUAUUAAAAUCUUUCGCCAGAGCGCUUUUUGAAUCAUCUUUCCCCUAUCUCCUUUAAAUGAAAGAAGAAGAUGGUGGAGACUUUAAAAAAUACUAUUAAGGACUGCUUUAAAGCGGCCCCUGUGGUGCCAUUUCUACUAUAAGCCAAGAAGAAGAUCUGACCAUAUGUUUUAAGUGAUUAAUUUAUCCUUGUUUGCUAUUUUAUAAUACUGCAUGAAUAACACAAGCAAUAACUCUAUCUCCUUUGCAGACCCUUCUGGUGAGUGUAAUCCAGAUCUACGUCUUCGUGGGCAUCAAAAAGAAGGCUAUGGUUUGUCUUGGAAUCCAAACCUUAGUGGUCAUCUGCUUAGUGCAUCUGAUGAUCAUGUGAGUAUUGUAUGCUUAGUUAGUCCAGGUAUACAUAAUGUACAUAUCUGCCAAAUGAAUGUUUCUUAUGUUAAUGUAUUUUCCCAUUUUAUCUCUUUAAGACCAUUUGCUUGUGGGACAUAAGUGCUGUUCCAAAGGAAGGGAAAGUGGUGGAUGCGAAGACUAUCUUUACAGGCCAUACAGCUGUGGUGGAAGAUGUUUCCUGGCAUUUGCUGCAUGAAUCUCUCUUUGGAUCUGUUGCUGAUGAUCAGAAACUUAUGAUGUAAGCAAAGUUAUAUAUUUUGUUCACAUUGAAUUAUUUUCCCUUGAAUUUUCUUUAAAAGUUAGAGGGAUAGGCUCCUAUUAAUAGUUACACUUGCAAUUAGUGUGUGUUAAUCAGUCCAUCAAAUGUGUUUCUUAUCUUGAAUUUCGUUUUUUACAGUUGGGACACCCGGUCAAACAACACUUCCAAGCCAAGCCAUUCAGUGGAUGCUCACACUGCUGAAGUGAACUGUCUGUCUUUCAAUCCUUAUAGCGAGUUCAUCUUGGCCACGGGAUCAGCUGAUAAGGUGACUGUCCAGAAUUCGCAGAAAACAUUGCCUAAUCCAUAGUUGCGGAAUUAAGGGGAUUGUUAUACUGUAGAACAGAAUGUGUUGUGUUGAAUGGUCCUAGUCUGUGGGGCUGUGUACAGUACAAUAAAGGAAUAUUCUCAUUUAUUAAUUAUGCUCUGGUUUUCCUGGCCAGACUGUUGCAUUAUGGGAUCUGCGAAACCUGAAACUGAAGUUGCACUCCUUUGAGUCACACAAAGAUGAAAUAUUCCAGGUAAGCUCACAUAAUAUCAUGUGACAUCAUUUUCUGAUCAUUUGACAACAUGGCUGCUCUUAAAAGGGUCUUUGAUUUUUCCUUCUCAGAAUUGGCCUUGCUAUUAAAGUUUCAGACCAACUAUUGACAGGUUUGCUCAUCUCUGUGUUAGUUCAGUUAGAAAACUUACAGCAGAUAUGUUGAUUUUUCUGCUUGUGGAAAAAGCAUGUUUCUGAUCCUUAGCAGCAGAUUAAAAAAAUUGGAAUGUAAUAUUUGGGCAGUGAGGUUUAAGUGACUGACUUGGCUGACAGAAAAAAUUGGCAGUUACAAAGAGAGGGUUAGAAUACCAGAAUAAGUGUAGGGCAAGAUUACUUAUUUGAUGACUCAGAGUACUAAUUUUUUCAUUUGUUAUGGUGAUAAAGUAUGCAUCAGUAAACUGUGCAAGUAAUGACUAAUGAAGACAUUUGGAGACUUUUUGAGUUCCAUAAAUGCAUCCCAUUUGAUGCAUUGCACAUUCCCAGGGGUGGAAAAUAUAACUAAUAGGUCUGGUGAUAAAUCUUAAAGACUUGGGUGGUUUCAUGAUAUACUAGCUUUAUGAGGUGCUUCUAGAAUUUAAAGUACAGGCAACCCACUAUUUACGUGGGGGUUGUGUUCUGAGGCACCACUUGUGUCAGUGAAAUCGUGUAUAUUUGAAAUACCAUUGAAAAAGCUGGCAAACUCCUCAUACUGUUCUGCCCUUUUUGUGGCUUUUCGGGUCUCUUCCAGGUUUGGCGUGUAUGCACAGUUGUGUACAUAUUGAACACGCAUAAAUGGGGGCCGCCUCUCCAUAAUUUGGUUUCCAAAGACAGACUGCUCAAAGGAGCAGAGUGCUGACAGCCUGUUAGUCUGCUGUUGAGAAAGCUGAACUGGUUACUGAUUUACUGCCAGACUAGGUUCAAGAUUCUUGUGUUAAUUCACAAAGCCCUAAACAGCUUUGGCCCAGAGUACCUUAAGGACUAUCUGAUCUUUUGUUCUCCACCUCAGAUCCUCUGAUGCGGCAUGUCUGCAGAUUCCCCAAGCCCUUGAGGUUCCAUUGGCUUCCAAUAGGGACUGAGCCUUAAAUGUGGCAGGCCCUGCCCUGCCCUGUGAAACUCCCUACCUGUAGAUAUUCAGCAGGACCCAUCCCUGCCUUCUUUCAGAUAUUUUCUGAAAACUGCUGUCGAAACAGACCUUCACAAUAUGAUACUGUAUUUUUCUUUAAACCAACCAGUAUCUACUGAGUUUUUAAAUUAUGUUUUAUAGAUUGAUUUAAUUGCAUUUUGUAUGUUGUAGGCUGCCUUGUUAUAUAUUAUGAAAGAGUGGAUUAUACAUUUUCAAAUAAUUAAAGUGUGUUUAGCUUUCUGGUCAUUAUGAUUGAUGGUAUCCCUCCUCUGCUCAACUAAUUGUGUAGCAUAUUUGAACUGUGAGCAGUUUUCAAGAGCAGAAUAAUAAAUAGGGAUAUUAAAGUGAUUGGCUGGCAUUAAUGAACAGUUAUUGUUUGAUAUACUGUGUAAGAACAAUAAAAAUUGCAUCAAAACUGUGAUAGAUACUAAGGCAAAAUGUACUAUCUCAUCCUAAUUGUUGCAGGUUCAGUGGUCACCACAUAAUGAAACCAUUCUGGCUUCCAGUGGUACUGAUCGCAGACUGAAUGUCUGGGAUUUAAGGUAAGCCUCAGAUGUGUGUAGUGUUGUGGAAAUGCUGAGUUCACCAGAAGUGCUUUUUGUGUGUCUCUAAUUACUGUCUUCUGUUUCAGUAAAAUUGGAGAAGAGCAGUCUCCCGAAGAUGCAGAGGAUGGCCCACCUGAGCUGUUGGUAAGUGAGAGUUUUGGUGUUGCCACCAAUUCUCCCCCCACUCCCCAACAAAAAAUGAGGUUUUAUGCCUUUGUUUGGGCUUGGUCAGCUGGGGAGAGGCUGGCACUUGUGUACACCAUCCUUGAUCAGAGUUGAGUAGUCCUAACGUGUUUCAUUCUGCUUUGCAUGUACUCUUCCUUCCAUGAACUCUCCCAGCUGAUCUGUGAAUGAGAUGCUUUCUGAGUCCAGGAUACUUUCUGUGACUUUUCUUCCAUCUCAAACCCCCUCCCCCCAGCUGUGAAUGAAUUAAGCCCUGCAGUUGAGAGGGGGAGGGGAAAAAAUAAAAAUAAAAAUGGAUUAGCUCAAUUGUUGAUACUUCAUUGUAUUUUAGACCUAGGUUUAGAUUUUUAUUUUAAAUUUUGCCUUACUGAUAGUCCAGCCUUUAUUGAAGAUUGGGGGGUUUUAUGUUGGUAAUCUACUAUGGGUAUCUAUGAUAUGAUUCACACAUAAGAAUUGUAACCCUGUUCUUGAAAUAUGUAUUCUGUAUUGGAAUUGUGUACUUAAAUACCUAUCUUAUUCUCAAUGUUAGUUUAUUCAUGGUGGUCACACUGCAAAGAUAUCUGACUUCUCCUGGAAUCCAAAUGAACCCUGGGUAAUUUGUUCGGUAUCAGAAGACAAUAUCAUGCAAGUCUGGCAAAUGGUAAGUACUUGGUUGAUUAUUUGACGGGAAAGUGAAUCCAAAACUGUGUGCACAGAGCACCCAUAAGAGGCAUAUACCAUAGAUUCCGGCGUAUUAGGCGACUGGGCAUAUUAGACUACUCCCAAAUUGGCAGCUGCAAUUUGGGGGUUCAUCUUAUAAGCCCAGUUGCCUAAUACGCUGGGCAGUUACGCUCCAGGAGAAAGCCGCCUGGCGCGGAGCCGAGCCAGCCACCUGCUGCUUCCGAAGCAGCAGUGGGCGGGCCCUGCACCAGGCGGCUCUUUCCUGGUGUGGAGCGGAGGCUGACUUUUUAACCUCUUUUUCGGGGUUAAAAAGUUGUCUUAUAUGCCAGAAUUUACGGUAAUCUCAAACUGUAGAAGGAAGUCUUGUCUUCUUAAUAAAUAUUUGGCAGAAUAAUGACUGAAUCCUUGUGUCUGACAAAGGUAUUGAAUUUGCUAUGUGUUGGAAGUUACUUAGGGUAAAGUUCGUUAUUGUAGUGUUUGGAUUGUGCCCUUAGAAUAGGAAUUUGCUUAACUGUCAGAUUGAUACUUCUGUCUAAUUCUUCAUUCCUCUCUCUCUGUAUAGGCAGAGAACAUAUAUAAUGAUGAAGAUCCUGAAGGAAGUGUGGAUCCGGAAGGGCAAGGCUCUUAGAUACUUGACCCCUUCAAUCCUUGCUGUUUGUUUCCUGUUGUUGUCCUCUCCCUGCCCUGUUCUCCUAAGUUUCUUGAGAUUGUCAGCUGUGCCGUUUUGCGAGAGACAAACACAUGCACUGUGCAUUCAACAGCCCAUCUGUAGAUAUUAUCCAUCAGCCUUGCUUCUAACUCAGAAAGUGAACUGUUGCUGUUGAAAGUUGAACCUGACUUGAGCUAGCAUCACACAGUGGCUUCUUGGUUGACAAUUUUUCACCUAAAAACUCAUUGAUUGAGAGCUGGUGUACACAGCCUGCUACAAGAAAUUUUAAUAUAAACUAUGCCUGAAUUGUUUCAGUACAAGCAUUGGUAAGAUCUGAAUGUUUUCUACUGAGGGGAAUUUUAGAGUAGAAGCUUCUCUCUAUUUUAUUUUUAUUGGUCCCUCCUGAUAAAAGAAUAUGUUUAGAGCUUUAGCUCUAGUCUUGUUUCAGAUACAGAUAAAUCCAGUGCAGGGUCACCUAUUCUUAACUUUGUUUCUAGCUGCUGUCCUUGAUUAGAGUAAGUCGCUCUGUCCAGAUAAUGCCUGAGUUUUCUUCAUAAUACUUUGGUCCUUCUAUCCUUUUCUGAUGGGGCAACUUAGGAUGUGGAUAUGAAUAUGGUAGUCACCUAUAACUGCACAUUACUUUGCCCUCUUGUGUGUUUCUUGAACUGUGUUCUAUUAUCUUUCCUUUCUGUGGUUUUUUUUUAACUGGGGGGACCACCAAGUUAUGAAAGUGUUUGUUUUCAGCUGAUAUAUGUAAUAAAGACUGAUAUAAAGAAUGAUUACAUGAUAUUUCACCUUGUAUCAGCACAUCUCCUGUGAGGGUGAACUGUUCCACCAGCAGCCCAUUUAACUUUCCAUGAACCAUACAAGUGCUUCAGAUUAAAUAAAUUUGGUUUUCUAUGUGGGA
Messenger RNA from Podarcis lilfordi (Lilford's wall lizard), 10743 nucleotides. NCBI's taxonomy places the organism in Eukaryota, Metazoa, Chordata, Lepidosauria, Squamata, Lacertidae. The record is from the annotation of a GenBank genome assembly.